Molecule: messenger RNA, 7150 nt
Organism: Schizophyllum commune H4-8
Lineage: Eukaryota; Fungi; Basidiomycota; Agaricomycetes; Agaricales; Schizophyllaceae
Product: PROCN-domain-containing protein
Exons: 20
Coding region: 21-7076 (2351 amino acids)
Biological process (GO): mRNA splicing, via spliceosome; spliceosomal tri-snRNP complex assembly
Cellular component (GO): catalytic step 2 spliceosome; U5 snRNP
Molecular function (GO): protein binding; pre-mRNA intronic binding; metallopeptidase activity
Source: RefSeq, a predicted model, not a curated record
UGCGUCUGACAACGACGAACAUGAGUAUCCCUCCUCCCCCUCCUGGGUUUAUGGCCCCGCCCCCGGGGAUGCCAGGGGCUAACAAUGCUGGCGCGUCUGGGUCGCGUAUGCCGCCUGAAGCUUUGGCGCAGAAGUCCCUGAAGUGGGUGCAAAUGCAAAGGAAACGCUAUGGCGAGAAGCGCCGCGGUGGUUAUGUUGAUAUGGGCAAGCAGGACCUGCCCCCCGAGCACGUACGCAAAAUCAUCAAGGACCAUGGUGACAUGUCCAACCGCAAGUUCCGCAACGACAAGCGAGUACACUUAGGCGCACUGAAGUACGUCCCGCACGCGGUGAUGAAGCUACUCGAAAAUCUGCCCUUCCCUUGGGAGCAAGUCCGCGAGGUCCCUGUCCUUUACCACAUCACGGGCGCCAUCACAUUCGUCAACGAGAUUCCCCGCGUUAUAGAGCCCGUCUAUCAUGCGCAGUGGAGCACGAUGUGGCUGGCAAUGAGGAGGGAGAAGCGUGAUCGUCGCCACUUCAAGCGGAUGCGCUUCCCUCCCUUUGAUGACGAAGAGCCGCCUCUGGACUACGGCGACAACGUUUUGGACGUGGAGCCGCUCGAGGCCAUCCAGCUUGAAUUGGAUGAAGAGGAAGACGCAGCCAUCAUCGACUGGUUUUACGACCCGAAGCCAUUGAUCGACACGCCGUCCGUCAAUGGGCCGUCGUACAAGUAUUGGUCGCUCAGCCUGCCUGUCAUGGCAAACUUGUAUCGCCUCGGUCGCACACUACUCUCCGACCAGGCGGAUAACAACGCUCAAUACCUUUUCGAUAAGAAGUCUUUCUUCACGGCGAAGGCGCUCAACAUGGCCAUUCCCGGUGGCCCGAAGUUUGAGCCGCUAUACCGUGACAUGGACACUUUUGACGAAGAUUGGAACGAGUUUAACGACAUCAACAAGGUCAUCAUCCGGCAGCAGAUCCGCACCGAGUACAGGGUUGCAUUCCCUCACUUGUACAACUCGCUGCCGCGCUCGGUGCACAUCUCUCCUUACCAUGCGCCAAAGAACGUGUACAUUCGUACCGACGACCCCGACCUCCCCACUUUCUACUUCGACCCGCUCAUCAAUCCCAUAUCCUUGCGCGGUCUGACACCGAAGAACAUGCCCCUUAUUGCGCACGAGGAUGCUGUUAUCGGGCCCAACGACGACGACGACUUCGAAAUCCCCGACGAGGUCGAGCCCUUCCUGGAGGACAAGCCCCUCGAGAACGACCUCUCUUCGGACGCCAUCGCCAUCUGGUGGGCGCCGGAGCCCUACUGCCGUCGCUCUGGGCACAUGCGCCGCGCGCAGGACAUCCCACUCAUCAAGAACUGGUACAUGGAGCACUGCCCGCCCAACCAGCCAGUUAAGGUUCGCGUGUCGUACCAGAAGCUGCUGAAAUGCUACGUCCUUAACGAGCUGCACACGCGCCCGGAGAAGGCAAUGACGAAGAAGAACUUGUUCCGCCAGCUCAAGGCGACCAAGUUCUUCCAGACGACGCGGUUAGACUGGGUGGAGGCAGGCUUGCAAGUGUGCAGGCAGGGGUACAACAUGCUGAACUUGCUCAUCCAUCGCAAGAACCUGAACUACCUGCAUCUCGACUACAACUUGAACCUGAAGCCGGUCAAGACCCUCACCACGAAGGAGCGCAAGAAGUCGCGUUUCGGAAACGCCUUCCACUUGUGUCGCGAGAUCCUGCGUUUGACGAAGCUUGUUGUCGACGCCAACGUUCAGUUCCGGCUGGGCAAUGUCGACGCCUUCCAGCUCGCCGACGCUCUUCAGUACAUCUUCGCUCACAUCGGUGCCCUCACGGGUAUGUACCGAUACAAGUACAAGUUGAUGCGGCAAGUGCGCAUGACGAAGGAUCUCAAGCACUUGAUCUACUACAGGUUCAACACUGGUCCUGUUGGCAAGGGUCCUGGUGUCGGUUUCUGGGCUCCCGGCUGGCGCGUCUGGCUGUUCUUCAUGCGCGGUAUCGUGCCCCUCCUUGAGCGCUGGCUCGGCAACCUGCUCGCGCGUCAAUUCGAGGGUCGUAACUCGAAGGGUAUCGCGAAGACGGUGACGAAGCAGCGUGUCGAGUCGCACUACGACCUCGAGCUUCGUGCCGCGGUCAUGCACGAUAUCCUUGACAUGAUGCCGGAGUCGAUCAAGCAGAACAAGUCGAAGACGAUCCUGCAGCACUUGUCGGAGGCGUGGCGUUGCUGGAAGGCCAACAUUCCUUGGAAGGUCCCUGGCAUGCCAACCGCCAUCGAGAACAUCAUCUUGCGAUACAUCAAGAGCAAGGCCGACUGGUGGUGCUCCGUCGCGCACUACAAUCGCGAGCGUAUCCGCCGUGGUGCCACCGUCGACAAGGCCGUCGUCAAGAAGAACCUUGGGCGUCUCACUCGUCUCUACCUUAAGGCCGAGCAGGAACGCCAGCACGGCUACCUCAAGGACGGACCGUACAUCAGCGCCGAGGAGGCCGUUGCGAUCUACACGGCGACGGUGCACUGGCUCGAGAGCCGCAAGUUUGCGCCCAUUCCUUUCCCGCCGCUGUCGUACAAGCACGAUACGAAGCUGCUGGUGCUCGCGCUGGAGAAGCUGAAGGAGGCGUACUCUGUGAAGGGUCGCCUGAACCAGUCGCAGCGUGAGGAGCUUGCGCUCAUCGAGCAGGCGUACGACAACCCGCACGAGUGCUUGUCGCGCAUAAAGCGUCUGCUACUCACUCAGCGCGCAUUCAAGGAGGCGGGCAUUGAGUUCUUCGACACGUAUGACAAGCUUAUCCCGUGCUACGACAUCGAGCCGGUGGAGAAGAUCACGGACGCUUAUCUUGACCAGUUCUUGUUCUUCGAGGCGGACAAGCGUGGUCUUUUCCCGGCCUGGAUCAAACCCGCCGACACCGAGCCUCCCCCGCUCCUGGUCUACAAGUGGUGCCAGGGCAUCAACAACUUGACCGACAUCUGGGAGACCAGCGAGGGCGAAUGCAACGUCAUGAUGGAGACCGUUUUGUCCAAAGUCUACGAGAAGAUCGACUUGACGCUGCUCAACCGCUUGCUGCGACUCAUUCUCGACCACAACUUGGCGGAUUACAUAACGGCGAAGAACAAUGUUGUGCUCACGUACAAGGACAUGGCGCACACGAACGCGUACGGUCUCAUUCGCGGCCUGCAGUUCUCCGCCUUCGUCUUCCAGUACUACGGCCUCGUACUCGACUUGCUCAUCCUCGGCUUGCAGCGCGCCAGCGAGAUGGCCGGACCGCCUCAGAUGCCGAACAACUUCCUGCAGUACAGGGACUCGGCGACAGAGACGCGCCAUCCCAUCCGCUUGUACUCGCGCUACGUCGACCGCCUGCACAUCCUCUUCCGCUUCACUGCGGACGAGGCUCGCGACCUCAUCCAGCGCUACCUGUCCGCGAACCCGGAUCCGACGAACAACAAUGUCAUCGGUUAUAACAACAAGCGCUGCUGGCCGCGCGACUGUCGCAUGCGUCUCGUCAAGCACGACGUCAACCUCGGUCGCGCCGUCUUCUGGAACGUCAAGCAGUCGCUGCCGCGCUCGCUCACGACCAUCGAGUGGGAGGACACGUUCGUCAGCGUCUAUUCGCAGAACAACCCGCAGCUGCUGUUCUCGAUGUGCGGCUUCGAGGUCCGCAUCCUGCCCAAGAUCCGCACGAUCAGCGGCGAGCAGUUCUCGCUCAAGGACGCGGUGUGGAAUCUGACGAACGAGCAAACGAAGGAGCGCACGGCUCAGGCCUUCCUACGCGUCUCGGACGAGGGUGUUCAGCAGUUCAACAACCGUAUCCGCCAGGUCUUGAUGAGCUCCGGCUCGACGACGUUCUCGAAGAUCGUCAACAAGUGGAACACGGCGCUGAUUGGGUUGAUGACUUACUACCGCGAGGCCGUCAUCCACACUACGGAGUUGCUGGACGCGUUGGUCAAGGCGGAGAACAAAAUUCAGACCCGUGUCAAGAUCGGCCUGAACAGUAAGAUGCCGUCGCGUUUCCCUCCCGUCGUCUUCUACACGCCCAAGGAACUCGGUGGCCUCGGCAUGUUGUCCAUGGGGCACGUCCUGAUUCCCCAGAGUGACUUGCGGUGGUCGAAGCAGACGGAUGUCGCCGUCACACACUUCCGCGCCGGUAUGUCGCACGAGGAGGAUCAGCUCAUUCCCAACUUGUACCGCUACCUGCAGCCGUGGGAGGCCGAGUUCCUCGACUCGGCACGCGUCUGGUCGGAGUACUCGAUGAAGCGCAAGGAGGCUAGCGCGCAGAAUCGUCGUCUCACGCUCGAGGACCUCGAGGACAGUUGGGACCGUGGUAUUCCGCGUAUUAACACGCUCUUCCAGAAGGACCGUCACACUUUGGCAUAUGAUCGUGGUUGGCGUGUGCGUACGGACUGGAAGCAGUACCAGCUGCUCAAGCACAACCCCUUCUGGUGGACUUCGCAGCGCCACGACGGCAAGCUUUGGCAGCUCAACAACUACCGUGUCGACGUCAUAUCCGCGCUCGGCGGUGUUGAGAGUAUCCUGGAGCACACGCUUUUCAAGGGCACUUACUUCCCGACCUGGGAGGGUCUUUUCUGGGAGAAGGCAUCCGGCUUUGAGGAGUCCAUGCGGUACAAGAAGCUGACGAACGCGCAACGGUCCGGCCUCAACCAGAUUCCUAACCGUCGCUUCACGCUAUGGUGGAGUCCGACCAUCAACCGCGCCAACGUCUACGUCGGUUUCCAGGUCCAGCUUGACUUGACUGGUAUCUUCAUGCACGGCAAGAUCCCAACCUUGAAGAUCUCCCUCAUCCAGAUCUUCCGUGCGCAUUUGUGGCAGAAGAUUCACGAGAGUGUAGUCAUGGACUUGUGUCAAGUGUUCGACCAAGAGCUCGAGCCCCUCCAGAUCGAGACCGUCCAGAAGGAGACGAUUCACCCUCGUAAGAGUUACAAGAUGAACUCCUCCUGCGCCGAUAUCCUCCUCUUCUCCGCCUACAAGUGGAACAUUGCUCGUCCUUCCCUCGUCACUGACCAAAAGGAUGUUCUCGACGGCACGACCAGCAACAAGUUCUGGAUCGAUGUCCAGCUUCGUUGGGGUGACUUCGACACGCACGACAUUGAGCGUUACACCCGUGCCAAGUUCCUCGACUACGUCUCCGACUCGAUGAGCAUUUACCCCUCGCCUACUGGUGUCAUGAUCGGCAUGGACUUGGCGUACAACCUCUGGUCGGCUUACGGCAACUGGUUCCCGGGUCUCAAGCCCCUCAUCCAGCAGGCCAUGGCGAAGAUCAUGCGCGCGAACCCGGCUUUGCACGUCUUGCGCGACCGUAUCCGCAAGGGCCUGCAGCUGUACUCGUCCGAGCCGACGGAGCCGUAUCUGAACAGCCAGAACUACGCCGAGCUGUUUUCUAACCAGAUCAUCUGGUUCGUCGACGACACGAACGUAUACCGUGUUACGAUCCACAAGACGUUCGAGGGCAACUUGACCACGAAGCCCAUCAACGGCGCUAUCUUCAUCUUCAACCCUCGUUCCGGACAACUGUUCUUGAAGAUCAUCCACACGAGCGUCUGGGCAGGGCAGAAGCGUCUUGGCCAAUUGGCGAAGUGGAAGACGGCCGAAGAAGUGGCGGCUCUUGUCCGUUCGCUGCCAGUCGAGGAACAGCCGAAGCAGGUCAUCGUCACCCGCAAGGGCAUGUUGGAUCCUCUCGAAGUCCAUUUGCUCGACUUCCCCAACAUCGUCAUCAAGGGUAGCGAGUUGCAGUUGCCGUUCCAGGCUUGCAUGAAGAUGGAGAAGUUCGGUGACCUGAUCCUGAGGGCGACGCAACCUCAAAUGGUGCUGUUCAGUCUGUACGAUGAUUGGCUGAAGUCCAUCUCGAGUUACACGGCGUUCUCGCGGUUGAUCCUGCUUCUUCGCGGUCUGCACGUCAACAACGAGAAGGCGAAGAUCAUCCUGCACCCCGACAAGAACACCAUCACGGAGCCUCACUUCGUUUGGCCGUCCCUGUCCGAUGAAGAGUGGAUUAAGGUUGAGGUUGCGAUGAAGGAGCUCAUCCUGGCGGACUUCGGCAAGCGCAACAGCGUGAACAUCGCAUCGCUCACCGCAAGUGAAGUGCGCGACAUCAUCCUCGGUCAGGAGAUUGCCGCGCCUUCUGUGCAGCGUCAGCAGAUGGCGGAGCUGGAGAAGAGCUCCCAGGCGCAGGGUCAAAUAACCGCGGUGCAGACGCAGACGACGAACGUGCACGGUGAUGCCAUCCAGACUGUGACGACCACGAACUACGAGCAGACGGUUUUCAGCAGCAAGUCCGAUUGGCGUGUGCGUGCUAUCUCGGCGACGCACCUCCCCUUGCGUCUGCAGCACAUCUACGUGUCCAACGACGAUGUCAAGGACGACGCUGCCUCUUACACAUACGUCUUGCCGAAGAACAUCCUGCGCGCUUUCGUCACUGCGGCGGAUCUGCGCACGCAAGUCGCGGCGUACUUGUACGGUGUGUCGCCACCGGAUAACAAGCAGGUCAAGGAGAUUAAGGCCGUCGCAUGGGUGCCGCAGCGCGGGAGCAACAACAGCGUCGAGCUCCCUAACCGCUUGCCCAAGGACGACUUCCUCCUCAAGGACCUCGAGCUCCUCGGGUGGAUCAAGACCCAAGCCCUCGAAAUCCCGCACCUCUCGCCGACGGACGUCACGACGCAGGCGCAGAUCAUGGCCGAGCACCCCGAGAUGGGCUCGUCCUCCAUCUGCCUCACCGUCUCAUUCACGCCCGGCUCCAUCUCGCUCUCCGCGCACUCGCUCACCGUCGCCGGCUUCGAGUGGGGACGCAAGAACCAGGACCGCUCCGCGAAUCCGCCGGGCUUCAACCCGAACAUGUCGGAGCGCGUGCAGCUGCUGCUGUCCGACCGCAUCCUCGGGAUGACGCUCGUGCCAGAGGGCAGGGUGUGGAACUACGGCAUCGGCCUCACGCAGCUGUGGUCGCAGAAUGUGCCAUACUCGAUGACGCUCGACACGCCGCUGCUGUUCUGGGCGGAGGAGCACCGGCCGGCGGCGUUCUUGACGUUCGCGAGCCUUGAGCAGGGCGAGGAUAGUGCUGAUGUGGAGAAUAGCUUUGCAUGAUUUUUUAUUGUAGUGUAUAUCCCUUGUAUUUGUAGUGCGAAAGUACUGUACGGACGGUGCGAUGGCUGUAAUGA